GUGGCACCUGUUCACACCAAAGAGACAAUCRCCUACCUUGAUGUUAAAGUGUCUGAGCACAGACAGAGACUACGUGAGCUUAUCCCAGAUUAGCAAAGCARGAUGGCAGGACGAGKAACUUUUAGAGUCCUCUUUGGAGGUGAAGACGAUGCAAGAAAACUCACCAUUGAAUCUGGAAUACCAAACACUGUGGAGGAAUUUGCACUUCAAAUAAAGACUUUCUUCCAAGUGACUGAGCCAUUCAGACUUCAGUACAGAGACAGAGAAAUGGAUGAUCAGUUCAUGAACCUCUCAUCAACUUCAGAACUUGAAGAUAAAGCCACUGUGAAAGUUGUGUACAUACCUUCUGAGACAACCAGCUCUAAUCCACUCUCAAGGGAUGCCAGUCCCAUAAUCCCAGGUACUCCAUCCAGUGUCAGCUCCUCAUCACAUCAAGCAAAUGAUUCAGACUCCUGCAGCAGCAAUGAUACUAUCAUCUUGUCAUCACCCGAGACCCGGUCCUGUUUUUGGCCCAAAGUCUUUGUUGUUCCUCGCUUCUCAUACUUUGCCGAGAUGAUACUUCACUCUGGAAAUAAUGAGUUCAAUGCACACGGAACUUUGUUGUCUCCUACCCCAAAAACACGUUCUGAUAUUCUUGAGGGCCUAGCUGAAGAAAUCAUGAAGUAUACAGCAUAUCCAAAGGAUGAGCAGUUAGAAGAAGUGGCCAAGGCUCUGAUACAGUCCCACCCAUGUCUGUUGGAGAAAGGCACUCRCAGUGGCUACUGCGGUUGGAAGCACUACUUGAAAAUAAAGAUGAUGAACUUCAGAUCAAAGCUCAGCCGAGCUGGACAUUCUGAGGUUGCAGUCAACUCUCUGAAGAAUAAACGGAAAGGCCAGGAGAAGCCAGCGGCCAACAUCAAGAAGCCCAGGAAGGCAGAAGUUAAUUUCUGUCCAAACAUACCCAGAGGUGAAACAACAGAGAGUAUGGAGGCGGAAAGGGUGGCUCUACUGACAGAGGUAAAAAAGAAGAAAAAGGAUGAGGCUGAGAUCAAGAAGAAGAUGCAACAUWCCUUCUCGAUCAGAAGGCAGGAGGUUCUCCAGGAGCCAGCAAUUCCAGAGUUCCUAAGCAGAUGGCCAGCACUCUUUGAUGUCAGUGAGAUCAACUUGGAGUUUAUGCGACUGACAACUGUACCUCUGACCUCCAAAUUCCUUGGAGAACUGGACCGUCAGACAGACAACCUGAUCAAGGUUUUCAAUGCCAAAGGUGGAACUGCAGGAAGAAAGAUCACCGCCAUAAUGGCCCAGAUGGAUAAU
This is a messenger RNA of Austrofundulus limnaeus, 1293 nucleotides long. RefSeq lists its product as uncharacterized. NCBI's taxonomy places the organism in Eukaryota, Metazoa, Chordata, Actinopteri, Cyprinodontiformes, Rivulidae. The record is from RefSeq and is a predicted model, not a curated record.